Molecule: messenger RNA, 1674 nt
Organism: Mesorhabditis spiculigera
Lineage: Eukaryota; Metazoa; Nematoda; Chromadorea; Rhabditida; Rhabditidae
Source: the annotation of a GenBank genome assembly
AUGCAUGGCGGCGCUUUCGUGGCGGUGACGCUGCUGCUACUUUUUGGGCGGCUACAGUCGGCGGACCUUCCGCCUUGCCCGACUCCGAGGCGGUGGGCCUGCUACGCAAACGAGUGGCUGGAGCGCCAGGGCCUACCCCGCUAUCCACUGCCUGAGCCCGACGACAAGAGCGGGGCGCCGUGCAUCCACCCCGUCGUGGUCAAUUAUAAAGGAGCAAACAUCUCGAUCCUGUUCCCGCACAACCUGUGUACCCGCGAGCGCUUGGCCGCCGACAACUGCCCGAAAAUACUCCCGGACUACAACGCGAGAACCCCGAUGUUGAGCACGGACUAUGUGGCGCAGUGCGACACAGGCUACGCAGUGCCCGCUGCGAUCGCCGAGAAGAACCGCGGGGGCCAAUGUAUCGAUAACCUGGGCGAUGCGGCUGGUUUCGAGGAGUACGAGACGUCGCCGUUCCCCGAUGAGAUGCCAAGCUGGGACGUCAUAGAGGUUAAGUUCUGUGACCUGCAAGAGGCGCCCGGCGAAAAGCGCAUGUGCGUGGCGCCUCCUAUGUGCGAUCAGCGGCUUCGAUCAGGCGUCCCGUCCAAAGACAUCCUGCCGCAUUGCCAUCAGCCGUGCGUGUACAACGUCAGCCCGAACCAGUACCGCGACUGUCAGCCGCUCGACCUCCGAAUCGGGGAGUCGCACCAAGCAAGGGUCAUCGCCGGGUACCGGCAAAAGUCGAGUCCCCACGCGACGCUCAUGACCCGCGCCGAGAACCUGAAGCUCCUCCCCCGGUCGGCAGACGAGCGAGCCUAUCCGAGAUGUAUCCGUGCCGAGAAGCUGACGGUCACCCAACAAGCCAUAAUCCGAAACGACUUCUUUUUGAACUGCGAGACGAACCCCUACUACAAGCGCAACAACCAGGAUCCGGAGCUGUACAUCGAGCCGGUCGACUGCGGGCCCGACGAGUCGCCCAGCGAGAUAUUCUGCAUCCCGUCGACAACCACCAAAACAUCCAAUCAGCUGAAAAACACUGAUAAUCCGCUGAGCGACCUGCCACCAAUUAUCAUGGUGGGCCUCGGCUUCGGGCCGGGCAUCGUCGUCGGAGCCGUGUUGCAGUGUCUCGUCUGUUGCCUGUGCUUCCGGCGUCUUUCGAACAAGCAGGACACCAAAAAUGCGCCACCUCACCCACCGGAAGCGCCCGAGUCGCCGCAGACGCCCGAGACACCCCUCCGAUCCGCCGAGGCCAUCAUGGUCGGGGUGGGCGACGACUUCAAGACCCUCGAGCCCCCAUCCACCGACGCCAUUCCGACAAUCACCGACCAAGAUUUUGCUGUGCCACGUCAGGCGAGCAAGUCCAAUCUCGACUCGUCCAUGCCGAAGCACCAGAAGUACGAGAAGACGGAAGAAUAUGGCGCCGUCCCCACACUUGAGCCGGUCGGCGAGCCGCUGCACACGCAGCCACCUCGCGACGCCUCCAAGUCGAGGUCACGCCACACCGACCCCGCCGAGCUCGAAAAGCCUGCAGCCGUCAAGCGAACGGCUAUUUCGAAGAGCGGAGGAGGAAAAGUGAAAUCCGGAAACGAUGCCUCGGGGUCAAGGAGGCCAAAGAAACCGAGGGCCCGCUUUGGUAAUAAGGUGGAGCUGCUCGCUGAACAGGAACGCAUGAUGGACGAGAUGGACUCGGUGGAA